Messenger RNA from Anopheles moucheti, 3903 nucleotides. RefSeq names its product ataxin-1-like. The record is from RefSeq and is a predicted model, not a curated record. NCBI's taxonomy places the organism in Eukaryota, Metazoa, Arthropoda, Insecta, Diptera, Culicidae. The coding region runs from base 1 to 2394 and encodes 797 amino acids. Gene Ontology annotation, molecular function: RNA binding; protein binding. The transcript has 5 exons. Gene Ontology annotation, biological process: regulation of DNA-templated transcription.
AUGUUGUCAGCGGUAGAAAAUUUGGGUACUGCCGGUCCUGGCCGUGUUCCGUAUUCACACCAUCAUGCGCAUCAACCGCAACAUCAGCAUCCGGCGCAGCAUCAUGGGUAUCAUCCGCUGCACACGAUAUUGUCACCAUCACCAAUUGGACAACUGCAACUGCCGGCAAUGCUCGGUGCGCAAACAUCCCUGCCCCAUCCGAUGCCAUCGGUCAGCAACGAGUUUGCCCGUCCCUAUCCAAAGCAACGGUAUGAAGAAAAUCGUGGUUUCGGAAUACCGUCCGCAUUAACUGUGGAGCAACGGCUUAAGUACGGCGAUCCACCACCAUCUUCUGCUCCUGGUACAAAUAUACCAACGCACACGCAAACCGGUCCAGUGAACCUGGCCGUCAGCAAUGGUGGAAGUUGCGUUGGGGACGAGUAUGGUUCUAUCGCUUAUACGCAAUGUCAUCAAAGCGCAAACCCACCAAACCAAUCGGAAGCAAGCGGUUCGAAAUACUCGCCAGGUGCACUACAACCGGGUGGCACUUAUCAACAAAAAUAUCAGCAGGAACAGCACCAGCAAAUGUUAGAUUAUCUUGGCGCGCAGCAGCAAACGAGCGGAAACCGUAUGGUUUGCUAUCCGGCCAUGGGGUCGCUCGAUGUGUUCGGAGGUUAUCCACCGUUAAAUUACGACAUGUAUCCGUACCGACGUGUUUAUAGACGUUCGACGUACGUACCACCGCCAAAUCAUCGACCACUGGAAGCACGAUACACUGGUGGAACGGCCGCUUUUUUGCCACCACGUGCCCCACCACCUUCACCGGACGCAGGUACUAGUCGGCUUCCGAAACCAGCUGCAGCACCGAUUGCUAUCAAAUCAAAAAUGUGGCAUUUGCCAUCAUCAUCACCACCAGCACCACCCACGCCAUCAUCGCAUUACGCUGGCAGAGAUAUUGCGAUACCGACAGCAUCCAACAGUGCGAUCGCCACCAGCGGGGUAGAUACACUAAUUGAUUCGUACAGAGUGCUGAAAUCCGCUCACAUCCAACAUCCGUACCCUAGAAUGUGGGCACCCGAUCCGCUACAGCCAUCGCAGGCGAAUACCGCAUAUUUGAACGAACUGUCGAAUGUCACAGGGCAUGAUGAGGAUAAUAAUAGUCCACAGUAUCCGAUGAUUACUCACAGUACGCCUGUGAAUCACAUCCCAACACUUCAGGAUACGUAUAUGGCUGCCAUACAGGAGCGUCAUCGUCCGAAAUUCGGCACCAUGCCGUCUACUAGCACGGAUGCAACGUCCACCGCCAGCCUAACCCAGCAGGAAUUUAAAGUACCACACGGCAUGGAAGGCUUACAAAAGCCACGUAUGGGAAACAUACGAGUAGCUGAUCCACAGCUAAUGGUUGGGACCGGCACAUCGUACGCUACACUCAGUGCAUUCGACGGAGGAGCCAACACUCGCCGUAACAAUAUUGAGACACAGUCGCACGGGCUAUCGGAGGGUGGCGGUGGCGUCCAUCACCAAAUUUUGCACACGACAGUACUGAAGCCGAAAAUGUUUCUACGGGGAUCAUUGAUUUCCUUCCGGAACGGUGUGAAGAAACCGGUGGAGCAAGUACGACUGGAGGAUUUCCUGCUGACUGCUGCCAUUUCGCCGGAUGUGCGACUAACGGAGGCACAAACGCGUCGUAUCACACCUCGCUACAGCAGUAGUCCGGGAGAUUCGCUCAAGAGAAUACUGGUGCGAUUCGCUUACGACCAGCAGCAGCGUCAUGGUGCGCUCGAGACGACCAUCGACUAUCCAUUCUUUGUCACGACCAAGGGUUGGACGUCGUAUAGUCCAGAGCGCACAUUUAACAGCUACGGGCUGGAAUGUGCCCCGAUGGAGGUUGGUGACGUGUUUAUCGUACUUGUGCCGCGUCAUUUGUCGCCCGAAGACACACAUCAGGAAGAGUUAACACAAACUACUAUCGAGCGAGCAUCUGAUCAUUUUUCAACGAAGCAGAAUAAUGAAAGCCUGCAUUUAUUAAACGUCUUUUCAAUGCAUCCAAACGAUACUCAACGCUCUCCCACAGAGGAGAACAUGUUCCCUCAGCAUCAGCUGCAACAACAGCAACAUCUGAGUGGAGCAUCUGCUGCGGAAAUCCAAAAUACAUCAGCAGAGGAACAACAGCGUGAAGAAAAUGGUGACAGUCCUACGAUUUUGAUCGACGAUAAUUCUCCGAUACGAGACGAUACGCGCGAUUGGAUGGUGGCAACCACUUCCAGCGUUUCCAAAGCAUUCGGGUCUGGAAAACGACGCCAGGACGGACAACGGCGAGCUAGCGGCAAACGUAAGCUUGCGGAGAUGCAGUCGCAAGAAAUUUUUCGCUCGGGCAUUUCCGACACCUCCAGCGCCGUACAACAAAUGCCGUAGCAACGCCGGCCCUCUGAAACUGUAGUUUAAAAACCAUGGAAGAUGGAAACAUCAUCCCCGUUCUCGUCGUCGUAUCUAACUUAAUUGUAAGGCCUUAGUACGAGUUUCGGUUUGAAACUGUAAAACUGUUUAAAAAUGGAGAGAGAGAGACAUAGAUCUAAAAGCGCACAAUUGAAGAAAAAAUUAAUCGUGAAACAGAAAUUAACGUUGUUAUGAAAAAGGAUGCAACUUUUUAAAAGUUUGCUAAAGAUUAUUCGUAUGGGAAGGCGUGAAUGUGUGCGAACGCCAUUGAAUAAAAACGGUACCUGCCGUAAUAGAGAUAGAGAUAAACAAAGCAGAGUAUAGUGUGAAGCUCCUCAGCUAUAGUAAUGAAGCUUUGUGUCUUGUGGAGUAGAGCUUACACAUGUUUUUGUAUCACUAAUGAUCACGCGAUGACUGCCAUCGUAUUUAGUUUUCUUUUUCCAUACGUCAUUCUUUAAGACAUAAAAAAACAUAAUUACAAAACCAUUCUUCGCCCAUCUAUGUAUCAUGCGACGAAAGUCCAAAGAGGAGAGGAAGGAGAACCGUUGAUCGAAGGGGUCUCCGAAAAGACUGAUAAAAGACGAAUAUAGGUUUACUGAAAAGGUUUCAGAACAUUUGCCCCUCCCCCCCCUUCAACAUGAAUUGCCAUAAAUUAUGGCAAUUAGUUACACACGCUGCAGGAAAGUUCGGGCAUACUUACACCAUACAUUAAUCAGCUUAAAAUAGAGGAAAGGAUGGCUGGUAAGGGGAGAGAAUUUCGUUCGUUAUGGGAGCUACUCCAAAUAUGAAUAGUAUGCGUACGUUUCGCGUACUGUGAUAUAUUAUGGCUACCGUUCACGGUUAACACUUCCGUAUGUAGUUUUCCUGUCCACGUAAUAAUAGGUUCAUAACGGCAUUUCAAGCCUAACAUUUGUUUUACUUUCAAUAUCUGUAUCUAAAUAGCCAGCUAAGCGAUCGGAAAAUUAUUAAUUUGAGUGUUCAAUGAGUUAAGAGGUUCAAUAUGGAAUUUAAUUAAGACUUUAAUGCGUUAACGGUUCAAUUCGGACCACAUUGUGAACUAGAGAGUGAAUUCUAGGUAUUUUUUUUCUAUAUCAUAAUUUUUGUUUUGUUAUUUUAAUCUUCACUUUCAAACAAAUGAGGCAAACAGGAAGGACUGCCAUAUAAGAAAACCUCCGGUGUAUUAGGGCUUAGGAGGCUAUGCCUAUUAAAAUUUAUAUAACUAUACAGAUGCAAUUGAACUAAUCCAAACACUUCCCCUCGAACUCAGUGCGUACACAAAUUACUAACGUGAUGUUACGAAGGCGGUUAUUAGCAUAAGCAGAACAGUGCGUAAAAACUUUAAUGGUUCCUUCACUCCGUUAUUCUCAUCGUAUGGGACUAGUGUAUGUUAACUGUUGCAGUGUCAUUGUGUGCGUUAAAGCAGAAAAAAACUAAACUCGAAUUUGUGCUGUUUUUGCAAUGACAGGAAAUAUAUUUUUGCUACUUUCA